CAAAACCUUAAAUCUAUCGCCAGAACAGGAGCCGUCGCCCCCUCAGAAAAAUAACCUCACCCUCGUUUCUCUUUCCUCUACCAGACCGACCUCCAUCGUUUGCCUUCUCCUUCUCCAUUGAUUCCAGCCGCCAACCCUAAAAACAUAAACAGCACAGAACACAUCCACCAUCUUCCCUCUCUAUUACCGAUCCCAAAGACCAGCCACACACUGUCCCUUUCACUGUGUAGCAGCAUCUCCUUCCCCCAUCGGCAGCGUCUUCUUCUCCCUCGAAAGACUACCAACAGCAACGGAGAAGCAGCACCCGCAGACCCAGCAACGAAUUUCCUUCACCACCAGCCGCAGCAGUGCCGCCCCCCUUUUCCCAGCAGGGGUGCCCUUGUCUUGAUUUGAUUCCAGAUUGGUUAAGCAAAACAUUACUUCUAAAGAACUUGGAGAACCGCUUUUCAUUUGCAGGCAAGCGUUGGAUUCGGCUUACCUUCAGCUAGCUUAGCGUACAGUAGAACAGCAAAAAAACAGAGCAAAAGCGGAGAAAGACGCAGAAAGAAAGAAAGAAGCAGACAGGGAAUUGACACAGGCAACAGCAACAACAAAGGUUAAGUUGGUGAUAUAGAGUAUGAGUGGUGCUCCUGUUAAAAGAUCGCAUGAAGAGGGUGGUCAUUCUUCUUCUUUGAAAUUCUCUCCUCAUGAAGAUACAGGUUCGUAUCUCAUGCUGACAUCAGGGGUUUCAAAUGAGUACCAUCUGCCACAUGAGAUUGGUCUGGAUUUUAGGGUGGCUAAGAUUCCCAGAACUGAAUCUCGAGAUGUAGAUAGAAGAUCACCUUUGCAUUUGAUGUAUCAAAUGCCACCAUCUUCAAAUGAAUCACACAUGGAUUCUCAUUUGAAUGUUGCUCCUGAAAGAAGGACUGAAUCAAGGGAUUCCAAGGACAGCAGAGACUACCGGAUUGAAAACCGUGACCCAAGGACUGAUGCAAGAGAGAUGUAUGGUGAGGUAAAGAGGGAUUCACAAAGUGUUAAACAUGAAAAGGAUGUGAGGUUUGAGAGUAGAGGGGAUGACAAUAAGGAAGUAAAGCAUGACAGAGAAGCUCAUAUUGAGCCGAAGAAUGACAUGAAGAUAGAAAAGGAUGGUUUUGGUCCUGCAAGUAGUCAGGUGAAUUGGAAGGAACCAAAAGAAUACCAUAGGGGAAAGAGAUAUUUGGAAUCUGCAGGUGGACAUGUGGAUCCUUGGCAUAUAUCACGUGGAAAUUCCCAAGGCCCUGUUGAGAUUGGAAAGGAAGGUGUUAGUAUUGAGGAAAGGGAUCAUGCCAAAGUUCAUGAGGCAGUUGGAGAAAAUAAAGUUGAAUUGAAAGGUGAGGAUAGAUUUAAAGACAAGGAUAGGAAGAGGAAAGAUUUGAAGCACCGGGAAUGGGGAGACAGAGAUAAGGAAAGAAGUGACCGAAGGGGAAGUAUGCAAGUAGGCAACAGUAGUGCUGAAGGAAGAGUCGGUGAAGGAAGAGAGAGGUGGGAGUGGGAGAGGAAGGAUCUGUCAAAAGACAGGGAAAGGUUAAAAGAGAGGGAGAAGGACCACAUGAAAAUAGAAUCAGGAACUGGAGCUGAAAAGGAGGGUUUGCACACUGAAAAGGAAUCUGUGGAUGGAUCUGUCAGAAUUUCAGAACAGGAAAAUCCAGCUUUGGAGCCAAAGAAACAGAAAGAUUUUGAUAACUGGAAAAAUGUUGAUAAAGAAGCUAAAGAUAAAAAGAAAGAAAGAGAAGCUGACAUAGAAGUAGAUAGACCUGAGAAGGGCAGCACGAUGUGCAGGAAAGAAUCUGAUGAUGGAUGUGCAGAUGGUGAAAUUGCAACUGAAAGGGAAAGAGGAGUUUUUAACUAUGGAGUCCAGCAGCGCAAGAGGAUGCUUCGGCCGAGGGACAGCCCGCAAGUGGCAAAUUGUGAACCCCGUUUUAUGUCCCAUACUCAGGACUGUGAGGGAUGUCAAGUUCUCAUGCAUACAGGCUACUUCCGUCCCACUGCUUCUCCUCCUCCACCGGCCAUCCAAGAGUUAUGUGCUACUAUCAGAGUGUUGCCUUCACAAGAUAGCUACAUUUCUAUGCUGAGAAAUAAUGUUCGUUCACGUGCCUGGGGAGCUGGAAUUGGUUGUAGCUACCGUGUUGAGCAUUGCUGCAUCGUGAAGAAAGGAGGUGGAACCAUUGAUCUUGAGCCCUGUCUUCCACAUACAUCAGCAGUGGAACCUACUCUUGCUCCUGUGGCUGUCAAACGGACAAUGACUACCUGUGCUGCAGCUUCGUUUGAUUCCAGAUUGGUUAAGCAAAACAGUAACUAUAAAGAACUUGGAGAACGACUUUUAAUUUGCAGGACGAGAGAUGAAAAACGACUUUUACACACUUGGAGAACCUUUUUUUACAGGCAGACACGUCCAGGGCUAAAGAAGAGGAUGGAAUCAGGAUAGAUUUUGUCGAUGACAAACUUAAGUCUAGAGAUUGCAUCUGUAGUUUUUUUUAUCUGUUGGGUUAUAUAAUGUGUAUGGAUAUGCUCGUCAGAAGAAAGAUAAUAUAAUCAAGAUGUGUCAUUUUCUUGUUAUAUAUGUGUGGUGAUUUCAAAAUUAAUAAAAAUGUAGAGUGCAUGGCAAUGGUA
Populus euphratica (Euphrates poplar) is the source of this 2628-nucleotide messenger RNA. Its product is annotated as DEAD-box ATP-dependent RNA helicase 42-like. The coding region runs from base 617 to 2443 and encodes 608 amino acids. The record is from RefSeq and is a predicted model, not a curated record. The transcript is spliced from 12 exons. Lineage: Eukaryota; Viridiplantae; Streptophyta; Magnoliopsida; Malpighiales; Salicaceae.